Molecule: messenger RNA, 406 nt
Organism: Mycena citricolor
Lineage: Eukaryota; Fungi; Basidiomycota; Agaricomycetes; Agaricales; Mycenaceae
Source: the annotation of a GenBank genome assembly
GCGCAGGCAAGGAGGAAGGGAAGGAAGAGAGCAAGGGGGAGAAACACAGACUGUACCAUUUAUGGCUCGGUGAAUGGUGAUAGACAGGCCGAAACCAAGCAAUCCCCAGAAGAAUGUACAGCAGAACAUCUUGUCAGCGGUGCGUCAUCCUUCGCACCAUGUGCAGUCAUUUUCUUGGCCAGAUUGAGAAGGAGAGUAGGCCAGGCACACGAUCGUUUGAGAAGAUACGCACUUCUGCGUAACCUGAAUAUAAUCGAGAGGUCAAUGGAGUCAUCACGGAGGUCAUGCAUUGGAAGUGGGGAGUAGAAACAAGCGUGGGUCACUACCGUGACAGGGUGCGCUUGACACGUUCCGAAAAAGGCAAUUGUGCUCGAUGAUCCAAUGCUGAAGUUCGCGGAAGUUCCCA